Messenger RNA from Varanus komodoensis (Komodo dragon), 8985 nucleotides. RefSeq names its product transmembrane O-mannosyltransferase targeting cadherins 1 (gene TMTC1). The coding region runs from base 200 to 2701 and encodes 833 amino acids. Gene Ontology annotation, biological process: protein O-linked glycosylation via mannose. The record is from RefSeq and is a predicted model, not a curated record. Gene Ontology annotation, molecular function: protein binding; mannosyltransferase activity. NCBI's taxonomy places the organism in Eukaryota, Metazoa, Chordata, Lepidosauria, Squamata, Varanidae. The transcript has 19 exons.
ACCACUGGGCUAACCCCAUAUAAGGCAUCUUUUUAUGCACAUAGAUGGGUCAGAUGAGGCAUGAAAUAGGUGUGCACUAAUAGCUUUUGCGGUCUACUUUGAAAUGUGCAUCAAUGGAUAUCCCUAAAGCCCCUGUUCCCCUUUCUGUAUCAAUUCUCUGCUUUUGCUUUGUUGUAGGCUGAAUAUCUUGCUGGCUGGGAUGAAUCCCUUUUAUUUCCAUGCCGUGAAUGUAGUCCUGCACUGCCUGGUGACACUUGUCCUGAUGUACACUUGUGACAAAGCCGUUUUCAAGGACAGCCGCUUGGCUUUUGUCACCGCUCUCUACUUUGCUGUCCAUCCCAUUCAUACUGAGGCGGUAACGGGUAUAGUAGGCAGAGCAGACGUGUUGGCCUGUCUACUAUUUCUUUUGGCUUUUCUCUCUUAUAAUAGGAGUGUGGAUCAGCUUUAUGUUGGGGAACAUUUCCCUCCCACUGCCUCUCUUCCCUUUUUGCUGCUUAGUUUAUUUCUUGGGACCUGUGCAAUGCUGGUAAAGGAAACGGGAAUCACCGUGUUUGGUGUCUGCCUUGUGUAUGAUGGCUUCCUGCUUUCACAAAAUAGACGCAGAUUGAGAAAUGGCGGGGUGCAUCAGAGGAUGGCUCGGCAGCCUGCAGCUUCCCUCCAUCCUUCGUUGCAACUUUCUUCAUCCAGCAGGGAGAAUGGGAAGCACCGUGUUGCUCACAAGGGGACCUGGAACUCGUAUCACCCUGCGUCCCCUGAAGAACAGCAACGCAGCAGCCCUUCUGUCUUGAGCAAAGCUGCCUGGGCUGUGCUAAGUUACCUGACCACAAGUAACAAGCAGAAGUUCCUGUAUACCACAAGACCUUUUUUAAAGAGAGCUGCCUUGGUACUUACCUAUGUGAUCCUACUUUUGUAUUUUCGCCUCUGGAUAAUGGGUGGUUCCAUGCCAGCAUUUUCAGAACAGGACAAUCCAGCUUCAUUCUCGCCAUAUCUUCUUACAAGGUUUCUCACCUAUUCCUACCUCCUGGCCUUCAAUGCCUGGCUUUUGCUGGCUCCAGUUACUCUGUGCUAUGACUGGCAGGUUGGGAGCAUCCCUUUGGUUGACUCCAUCUGGGAUGUGAGGAACUUUGCCACGUUUCUCUUGGCAGGGGUGAUGCUGCUGCUUGGUCUGCAUUGCAUAGUGGCCUUCAAGAAACAGGAACACAGAGAAGUUCUAGUCGGCUUGUUGUUCCUGGUUUUCCCCUUCAUACCGGCUAGCAACCUCUUCUUCAGGGUGGGAUUUGUGGUGGCAGAACGUGUCCUGUAUAUGCCCAGCAUGGGCUACUGCAUCCUCUUGGUCCAUGGCUUAAACAAGCUUUGCACAUGGCUAAAUAAAUGGAGAUUCACUGCAGUGACCACCUCAGCUUUGCUGCUGCUGCUAUUUUCUUGGAAAACAGUGAAGCAGAAUGAAAUCUGGUUGUCAAGGGAGUCCCUUUUCAGGUCAGGAGUCCAAACUCUGCCCCAUAAUGCCAAGGUGCACUACAACUAUGCCAAUUUUUUGAAGGACCAAGGUCGGAAUCGUGAAGCCAUUUACCACUACAAAACAGCACUUGAGCUGUACCCACGCCAUGCAAGUGCCCUGAACAACCUUGGGACGUUAACCAAAGACCUUGUGGAGGCAAAGGAGUACUACACUAGAGCCCUCCAGCUAAAUCCACAGCACAACCGAGCCCUCUUCAAUCUAGGAAAUCUACUCAAGUCCCAGGGGAAGACGGAAGAAGCUAUUCUUUUGCUGAGAGAUUCCAUUCAGUAUGGACCAGAGUUCGCAGAUGCUUACUCCAGCCUUGCUUCACUGUUGGCAGAACAGGACCAAUUAAAGGAAGCUGAGGAAGUAUAUCAAGCUGGAAUAGAGAAUUGUCCAGAGAGCUCCGAUCUGCAUAAUAACUAUGGGGUUUUCUUAGUUGAUACUGGCUCUCCCGAGAUGGCAGUUUCCCACUACCAAAAAGCCAUCCAGCUCAGCCCUGGCCAUCAUGUGGCCAUGGUCAACCUGGGCAGGCUGUACCGCUCCUUGGGGAAGAACAAAGAUGCUGAAGCCUGGUACAAACGGGCACUGAAAGUAGCUCGGAAGGCUGAAAUCCUGUCCCCUCUCGGAGCUCUGUAUUACAACACAGGGCGAUACGAAGAUGCGCUGAAGGUUUACAGGGAAGCUGCCACGCUGCAGCCCUCCAACAAGGAGACACGGCUGGCCCUGGCUCAGGUUUUGGCCAUGAUGGGACAAACCAAGGAAGCAGAACAAAUGACCAGUCAUAUUGUGAUGGAGGAGGCCGAGUGCCUCGAAUGCUACCGCCUUUUGUCAGCCAUCUACAGCAAGCAGGAGAACUACAACAAGGCGCUGGAAGCCAUAGACAAAGCUCUACAGCUGAAACCAAAGGAUCCUAAAGUCAUAUCAGAGCUCUUUUUCACGAAAGGAAAUCAGCUAAGAGAACAAAAUCACCUGGACAAAGCUUUUGAGAGCUAUAAAGUGGCUGUAGACUUCAACCCAGAACAAGCACAAGCCUGGAUGAAUAUGGGAGGAAUUGAGCAUAUCAAGGGUAACUAUAUCGCUGCACGUAGCUAUUAUAAGAAAGCUUUGCAUCUGGUUCCAAACAGUAAGCUGCUGAAAGAGAAUCUGGCUAAAUUGGAUCGCUUGGAGAAGCGGCUACAGGAAGUUCAAGAAGGAGGAUAACGGGGACAGCCAGAGUUUGUGUAUCUCCUGGAGAUGAGUGAAUACUGUGGAAGCCAUGGUUAACCCUCAAGACAGAAGCAAAAGAGCCACGGUUGCAGGGGUGACCCCAAAUCAGGUGUACGUGGGGAUCCAUAAAAGAAUGGCAUACAGGCGAAUCUCGCUUGAGUCACCAAAGCUCUGGGAGUCCUGCUCUUUUUUCUUGAUGUGCUGUAGAAUGGGCAAAAGCCUACUUUUGAUCCAGGUUUUGUUUGGGUGUGCAUCUGUUCUGUUAGUGCUCACAGGGGGAAUCGCUUCUGUUGUGUCCAAAUCUCUCUCUCUCAACACCAUAUGAAAUGAAACUCAUGCACUAGGAUGAUUGUUGGAAGGAAAGUGAUGGCCUGAUUUAGUAAGGACCGGUCCCCAUUUUCAGUCAUGCUAAAGGAAAUAUUGUACCAUGGAUUACAGGACUCCUGAAGCUGGUCCCCUGAUUGGUCGCAGAGAUGGUGGCUGCAGCUUAUUAGGAAAGGAGGAAAGAGGCAAUAGUCCCUCUCAGGUAGUAAUUCCUGGGCAAUAAUUGUCCAUUGUCCUAGGAACAGGCUGGUGCAGCUAUCUGCAGCUGCAUAGUGAUCAUGAGGGUGAUUCGAGAAGGAAACCAGUUCAUAUGAACCAGUUCCUUUCAUGUGACAGUUUACAGUCAAGUUAUCACAGCAAUUAUGGGAAUUUAGACCACUGUUCUCAUUCAGGAAAAACGAGAUUGCUGUUUUUGUGAAGAAUGGAAGCUUGAAUGAAUUGGACGAAAAGGGGCAUUUCUUAAACACAGCUCAGCUUGUAUCACACCUACUGCUGGGGGUGUGGUGGUGUUACAAUUGCUCCUGGAGAUUUUUCCAAGUGUCUGCAGAGCUGUUCGGUUUAUAAGGUCUGGGAAGUGAGUGAAGGAAAGCUUGUUGAAAACUCUUUGCCCUGCUUCUCUCAUGAAUACAAAACCCAGCCCUUUUCCAGUGAAGAAAGUUCAUAUUGCAGAAUGGAUUUUUUUAAACUUUUGAGUGUCAUUGAACAUAAAAUGUUACAUAUUUCACUUUUCCUUGUAUAGGUCAAAGUUAGGGGAUGCUUUUUACGUCAGGAAUGGUAGCUAAACUUGAGAUUACUGAUCUUAUUUGUAUGAAGCUGGAGAAGGCAGUAACCACAGAAGGGGAAUGUGUGUGAGUUACCCCAUUGUUCUUCAUGGUCACUGUGCAUCACACAUACGGGCUCUGCACAGAUGGCCACUUGGAAACGACAGGUACAGGUAGGCAAUAUUGCUCAAGCAAUCAGGCACCUCAGAGCCCAGCAGAUCAUUCUGUUCCCUUGGGCUUGCUCCACUGGCUGAAUACAUUUGAGCCCUGCUACAAUCAGGAUCCCUUAAGCUCAUUAAAGACCUCACAUAUAAUGUACAUUGUGAUGUUCCUUGCACAUCGGCUUAUCUGCACAGGCUGGCAAAGGGCUUCUCUGCGUGGAGCAUACAAUCCAGCGCUUUACCGAGGCUCCUUCUUCUGCUUUCUUUGUGGGAGGAUUAGUGAGUCCUUUACAUCUGGUUCCCCCCCAAGGGCUUUCCCCUCCGCCUUUCUAGAUGUUCCAUUACACAACACCAAGUGCAGGUGCCCUAUAGAGUAGAAUUGUGAAGAUACGGAAAAUUUGUGUAGCAAAUAUGGCACUGUCUAGGAAGAUACCAGCCUUUCCACUCCCUAAAAAAACCCUGCAAGAAUAGCUGGGAAGCUGAGGACCUGAGGCCCUGCGAGGGUGCCGGCAGCAGCAGAAGGCCCGGCUGACUUGAGUGAGGAGUGAUCACGAGUACAUAAUAAAGUCUCUGAGGAGGAAGAGCCCCAGGGGUGAAGGAAGCGUUGCAAAGUGACUGCAGUCUGCUUGGAGUCCUGCAUCAGCAGGGGGUUGGACCUGAUGGCCUUCAUGGCCCCUUCCAGCUCUUCUAUGAUUCAGUGAACCCUCUUCCAGAAGUUGCAGCUGUGUAAUCAAGCUUGUUCCUACCACUCGUUAGGCAAUGCACCACCAAAGGUAGCGAAUAGGGGGCUCGUUUAUGAUAGUAUGCACAUAGCCAUUCCAUAAACACCUUGUUUGCUGCCAAGCGACUGAGAAUUUUUCUCCUGCUCUUUCAGAAUCUUGGUAAAUACUUUCCAUGACUUGGCAGGCCAAUAUACCUAUCCGCUAUUGCUAUAGAAGGGCAGUUUCUGGAUAAAUUUGAAAUGCCUCAGGCCAUUAAGAAUGUCAGAGAAGUGUGAAUUGAUUGAUGGGGAACUUGGAAUUAGAUUGUACUGAGGCUGUAGGCUUGAGCAAGUCAUUACACAUUAGCCUCAGUUCCCCAUCUGCAAAAUGGGUACAGUAGAUACUCAUAAGUAUGUUGCAGGACACUCCAAAAAUUAAAGAUGCUGCAUAAAGCAGAGGUGAUAGCAUGCCAAAAGAUGCAGAAACAGCUUUAAAUAUUGUACGGGAAAUAGCACUUCUGUUUCAGUCCUUAACUUUCAAGAUGGGGCAGUGCAGAAAAGUCUGGUUGUAGUUGUGGGGCCAGACAUCCCUAGAAGCAGGUAGAGUAUCAUUUCCUGCACAAACUGGAGGGGCUGGGAUGACACAACAAGAAGGGCAUAAUGAGUGAAUGGUGAAAUGUUCUUCCACUGAAGUGAGGGAAGAUUUCAGAGUGAUAAUCGAAAUGCAUUUCCCAAGUGACAAUCAGGGCCAUCGGCAAUCUAGGUAACCCCAGGUGUCUGAAGUAAGAAAGGGAGAGCAAGACAGAGAGGAGAGCGUACAAUAAUGUGUGUGGGAGGGUGUGUGUGUGUGCAAGAGAUCAUCUAUUUGCACUAAUGAUCUUGAAGUUACUUGUUUCAGCUUUUUUGUUUUGAUUUUGGUGCAAUGGGACUUGUAGUGCUGAAGCAGAGAAACAUGGUCCCAAAGGGAUGCCUCCAUGUUGCUGUGGGGACGUACCCCCCUCAGCCCAAUCCUCCACUCUUCGGCAUUUUACAUUCAGGGUUCUCCCCUAACCUUUGUCCCACUGGUUGUAAUGGGAACCAGCUGGUCAGCUGCUUUCCAGUGAACUUAGGAUUUUGGCCUUAAACACAGCUAAGUCCCGUUGAAAACAAUGGAACAAGUUAAUUCCAUAAGCCAAGGUUGGCGGAAGGUAGAUCUCUACAUAGUUUGGACUCCAGCUCUCCAAAGUCCCUGCCAAUAUGGUCCAUGCUCAGGAAAGCUGGGAUUUGAAAUCCAAAACAUCUGGAGGUCUAUUUUCUGUUGAAUUGAACAUACGUUCUACUGCUUUCAAUCAGACUUGGUUGCAAUUAAUCUUACCUGCAUCUGAGCCACAGUCCUUUGGCGAUCUACAAUGCCACAAAUUGCAACUCUGUCAUCAUUGAGCAUUAACAUAUUUAUUAAUGUCAAACUAAGUCAGAGUAGAUAUUCCUGAAAGCUGUUAUUUUUUAUACAGCUUUGAAACUUAAUUGCAACCUAUCUGAGGACAGAAAAGAGAAAAUAUUAAUUUAUAUUAGAUUUGGAAAAACUGGGUAAACUAGAUUAUUAUUUAUAAUUCUACAUAUCAGGUUCAUUGAUUCAGAAUGUGGACAUUGAAUUUAUUUUUUAUUUUUUGUAAGUCAAAGAAAAUAAAUGUAUUUUCUUAAAACAAUGGUUUCUGGGAAAUCUGCCUUUGAACUGAGUUGAUAACAUGUUUUCUACUGUUACAACGAUAAAGCCAUCCCGCCUUGGCAUGGUUACCACUUUUCCCAACAUGCGAAUAGAGUCAUUGAUCAUCUACAUAUAUUUAUCCACUCAAAUACACUUUUACUUUUAUUAGGCAUUGGGAGAACACUGCAGAAUGCAGUCCCAUCAAGAAAUACAUAAACCAGGCUGGCCAGGGAGCAGUUAUAGACCUGGCAAAGUUUACACCUGGGCACAGUCAGAAAUACUUCUUGACAUCAGUUGUGACUUCAAGAAAAAAACCCUAUACCUUUGAACUGAGAGAGCGCAUUUGAAGUGUUUCCUGAGAAAGACAAUCAGGCACUCUUCAUACUAACCUUUUUUGUUACAAAUGUUGACUUGCAAGGUUGGGGAGUGUAAAUCCUUCAUUCUUGCUUGCUCACAGCAGGUUUGUAUAGGGUUUAGAAUCACCCCAGAGACAAAAUGACCCCCUUCCCUCAGGCACACAGCAUCCACAUGUGAAUAAUUUUGCAGUCAAGGGGAGGUGGAAGUGGAUGGCGCCGCCACCCCACCAAAUCCAGAAUAAGCUUCCUUUUGCAUCUGACUUCCAGCCACAGUUGUGGCACCCAUGGCACUUGUUUUUUUGCACAAGCAAACAGUUGGAUUCAGACCUGUGGGGCAGCUUUAGUAAUACAAAGUUAUCCAAAGUUUAUGGCAUUCCUGGAGAAAAGGGAUGGGAAGAAAAAAUCCUCAAAAUAGAUUUAGGGCUAUGCUUCUUUUCUGCUUCCACUUCUGUAUUUUAUAUCCUAAACCCUUGCCAACGGAUGCAGGACUAAUGUUCUGUGUGCUGUAUGGUUUUGCAUUGAUUGCAUUUUACCAAAUUAUACACAUGCAAAAGAACCGCAUGCAACUUUUCAAUCUUGGGAAUGGUUCCUUGUCUGUUUGGCUCAAAGCUUUUGCUAGAAACAUGGUUAAGGGAUGAUUCAUAGUGAUCUAAUUACAUUAUAAUUUGUUCCUCACCCACUUUCACUGUACUAAUGGAACAUGGUAAUUGGCAAUAAAAUCGAUCUUGUUCCUGCAGUUUUAAGGAAGCCCUUUCCUCCACCAUGCUUCGUAGACUAAAUGCAGCUAUAAAUACUUUGGUUCUUUCUCUGCUAUUCCCAUGUAUUUAGCUUGCAUGACAUGUAUUGCAAACACCAUUUUUGUAUUACAAGAAAAAAACAAGCAUUGCUGGAGAGCUUUCUGCAUAAUUUUUGUUGUUUUGUAAGCUAACCUGCACAGAUAGACAUCAGCCAGAUCCAAAAUGAAGGGCUGAUGUUGAGGAGACAGGAUAAUGCUUCAAGAUGUAGAGGUUAUAAAUUUCAGUCUCAUCAAAUAACAAGCUAAAAUUAAACUUAAUGGAAUGAGAGCUCAGUUUACCUGCUUUGUAAUCAAGCUAGAAUUACAUUUUCAUUUAAAUAGGGAGAUAAGUUGUUAUGAGAAAAUAAUGUUGCUCCAGUCUGGGUAUUUCUUGCAAACAGAUUCUUAAAGAGCUCAUUUCAUUCAUUCCAAAGGAGCAGCUAUUUUUGCAGACAUAAAGGAACAAUGUAUGUUGAAAGAUUCUAUUGACUUGCCUGUAUUUGUAUGAGCUCUAGGGAGCUAAAGUGAUUUGUCAGAACAAAAAAAAAAAAAAUCAUCUGUGAUAGUGGUACAGGCAUCCUCUGAGUGCUUGCUCUUGUGUACAGGCAAAUGUGCAGCCCAGGGCAGUUCUUGGAUUUCUCCUGCACUUUGUCUCCCGAUGAUCUACACUAGCAUUUAAGUUUAUACUUCAUCCGUUUUUGAGAUCCCUAGAGCACUACAUUUCUCAAGCCAGUCAGUGCAGCAUGCAUAAGAUCUCAUCAUUAUGGUAAUAUCAAAACAAGUGAACAUUGUAAAACCAAUUUUGCCAGAAUCCGUAGUGAGGCACAAAAGGAACAUGAUGUUGCAGAUAAUGUGGGCUAAGCUAACGCCACUUUUUGGAAAGCUGUCAUCUGUAUGCAGCCCUUAAGAGCCUGCCAAAGCCCUUGCACACCUUGAUCCUUGUUUGCAGUUACACUGUGCAUUUGGCUUAUUGCUCACCUGCUUUUCAUCUGUGAAAACCUAGCCCUGAAGGGCUUUUUGCCUUAGGGGAUGUGCAAUAGUUAGCAGCCUGCUUUCACAUACAGGUUAUAACAAGCAGCAACAUGAAAACUUGCUUUGGCUGUUAAUAGUGUUUGAGAAGUGUUGACGCCCGAUGCUGGUAAUCUCUGAAAAUAUGUGCUGAACUUCCUUGUGAUGUUUAUAUGGAUUUGCUGAAAACUCUUCUGUCAAGAACGCUUUGGGUUGUGGUCUGUGGCUUCUCUGAACAUACACACUUCUCUUUGCUGAAACUGGAUGCCAGUAAUCAACUUCACAAAGCAGAAGUUAAAUCGCAUUGGUGUAGUGUUUCUCUUGCUUUGCCUUCAUCACUUUUGCCUUUCUGAGUUUAAACUAUUGGUUUUGUUCAAUAAAUUAAAUGCACAAUUUAGCAGCGGGAUGUAUUUCGGAAGUAACAGACUUGAGAGGUCCUUUAUUUUCAUUGUCAAAUUAUGGAUGAAUUUUUCCUACAAAAGUUAUGAUCAAAGAAAACUUUGAACAAA